This is a messenger RNA of Papilio xuthus (Asian swallowtail), 1158 nucleotides long. Its product is annotated as mitochondrial ribosome-associated GTPase 2. The record is from RefSeq and is a predicted model, not a curated record. NCBI's taxonomy places the organism in Eukaryota, Metazoa, Arthropoda, Insecta, Lepidoptera, Papilionidae. Gene Ontology annotation, cellular component: mitochondrion. The transcript is spliced from 6 exons. The coding region runs from base 35 to 1132 and encodes 365 amino acids. Gene Ontology annotation, molecular function: magnesium ion binding; GTP binding; GTPase activity.
UGAAAAUAUAACCUCACCGUAACUACAAAUAAAAAUGAGACUAAUUAAUUUACUAAAAAAUUUAAGAAUAACUUAUACACAAACAAUAAGAACUUAUUCAGACUACACUCCUAAACCGUUGCGUAGUUUAAAGCCAAAGUCAAAUCGACAAUACGUUCAAUAUUACGUGGAUUCGUGCAGAGUUCGGGCUGUUGGUGGAAAUGGUGGCGAUGGGUGCAUUUCUUUCCUAAGCGCCUGGUGUAAAGAACACGCUGGACCUGAUGGCGGAGACGGUGGCCAUGGCGGACAUGUUAUAUUUCAGGCAUCACACACAGUAAAGAGUUUAAAUCACUGUAGAUCUGUGGUCCAAGCUAAACAUGGUGGUCGGGGAGACAACAAAGACUGUACGGGGAAGAAUGCACAGCAUGUUGUUAUACCUGUGCCCUUAGGUACAAUAGUGAAGGAUGCUCAGGGCCGUGUGUUAGGUGAUCUUGAGGCUGAGGGCACAAUGUUUGUGGCAGCUCGAGGUGGUGCUGGAGGCAGGGGGAACAAGUUCUUCCUCACCGCAACACAACAGGCGCCAGAUAUAGCGGAGUUAGGCGCUGUAGGCGAGACUUGUGUGUACACAUUGGAGGUCAGGUCAAUGGCCCACGUUGGUCUGGUGGGCUUUCCCAAUGCGGGCAAGAGUACUUUACUAAGAGCUGUAACAAGAGCUCGGCCCACUGUAGCACCUUACCCGUUUACAACAAAACAACCUCAUAUUGGUAUGGUUUUAUAUGAUGACUACGAGCAGAUAGCUAUUGCAGAUCUUCCCGGACUCAUUCCUGGUUCACAUAAGAAUUACGGAUUAGGUAUCCAAUUCCUCCAACACUUGGAAAGAUGUCGCGGCCUUAUUUACUUAUUAGACGGGGCAUCGGAUGCUCUCCAGCAACUCCUGACCUUGGAGCAUGAGGUUCAGCAGUACAGCGCGGAGCUGGCCACAAGGCCCAGCCUCCUGGUCCUCAAUAAGACCGACCUGGAGACCGGAGAGAGAGCAUACGAAGAUUUGAAGACUAAAAGACCGGAGACCGUGUUGGGUAUAUCAGCGAAGACCGGACAUAAUGUUAGCGAGUUGUUGAAAGCGAUCAGAAAUUUGUAUGAUAAUAAUUUGUAGGUUAUGUUUUAAUUAUUAUAAUAUUU